UUAAUAUUGGCUUUAAUAACGGCGAUGUAACUUGAUACCAACCAAAUCUUGCAUGAAAGAAAAGGUUUAUACUAAAUAUUGAAGAAGUAAAACAGAAUAGUAAAAAAAAAAUGGAUUUCAUUUUUGAUAAAAAAGAAAAACAUUCGAAAGAAAUUAGGAUGAACAGUGAAUAGAUUGCAAUAAAAAAAAAAGAAACUUUGUUCCCAAUUCAACAUGCGUCACCUUUUGUCUGUUCCCUCCCAGGAUGCCAGCUCAAGCUUUUGCUUCUGCCAGCUCACGCACCACCUGUGAUUCACUUCUUCCCACCGCCACCGCUUUUCCCAGCCUUGUAGGCUUCGCACGCCUUCACUCUCCUAUCUCUCGCUAAGGAAACAUUCAGUGAGGUUUUUCUAAUUUUAUGUGAUUGACACAACACGCCAUGUCCACACGUUCUUCUUCAUCCACAUCUUCUUCGUCUUCAUGUGGAUCUUCGGCCACUACCAUUGCAUGGAUCGGUUAUGGCAUAGCCGCCAUUACAGCUGCAGCAAUUGGAGCCCGCUUCUAUCUGGGUCGAGCUACUAAGUUCCGAAGCCGGGUCGUUGGCAUUAUUCCCGCUCGUUUUGCUUCCUCCCGCUUUGAGGGCAAGCCUCUCGUUCAGAUCCUCGGGAAGCCCAUGAUCCAGAGAACUUGGGAAAGGGCAAAGCUUGCGGGUUCGUUGGAUCAUAUUGUUGUGGCCACAGAUGAUGAUAAGAUUGCAGAAUGCUGCCGAGGGUUUGGUGCUGAUGUUGUAAUGACUUCAGUGUCUUGUCGAAAUGGUACUGAGCGUUGCAAUGAGGCACUUCAGAAGCUUGGUAAGAAGUAUGACAUAGUUGUCAACAUUCAGGGCGAUGAGCCUCUUCUUGAACCUGAGAUCAUAGAUGGAAUUGUAAAAGCUUUGCAGGAUGCACCCGAUGCAGUAUUUAGCACUGCAGUUACAUCUUUGAAAUCAGAAGACGCAUUUGAUCCUAAUAGAGUGAAAUGUGUGAUGGAUAAUCGGGGUUAUGCUAUCUACUUUUCAAGGGGGUUGCUUCCAUAUAACAAGUUAGGGAAAGUCAAUCCACAGUUUCCAUAUUGGCUUCAUCUCGGAAUUCAGAGCUACGAUUCCAAGUUUCUCCAGAUAUAUUCUGAGCUUGAACCCACUCCCUUGCAACUAGAAGAAGAUCUUGAGCAGCUUAAAGUCCUUGAAAAUGGAUACAAGAUGAAGGUGAUUAAGGUUGACCAUGAAGCUCAUGGUGUUGACAUUCCAGAAGAUGUUGAGAAGAUAGAAUCUCUCAUGCGUCAGAAUAAUUUGUCUUAAGUUUUUUUCCCCCUCGUUGGAAGUGAAAUUUUGUCUUAGUUUGUAUACUACAUAUCUUCCUUUUCUUUUGAAAGGGAUAUACUACACAUCUAUAAUUAUAGAAAACACAAUAUCAAAGUCGUCUAUGUAAACUUAUUAUUGUCUUGUUCACUUGGUUAAGGAGAGAAUAAGAGUGUUAAUUGAGUAACCCCAUCUGAUUUAUUUAUCCUUUUCCAGUUGUAACUCAUUCUAUGUAAGUCCAUUUUUUAUUCAUUAUUAUUAAGACAGCUAUUGACAUCCCAUGUUUGAAGCAAUUUC
Molecule: messenger RNA, 1612 nt
Organism: Cannabis sativa
Lineage: Eukaryota; Viridiplantae; Streptophyta; Magnoliopsida; Rosales; Cannabaceae
Product: 3-deoxy-manno-octulosonate cytidylyltransferase, mitochondrial
Exons: 9
Coding region: 419-1315 (298 amino acids)
Cellular component (GO): cytosol
Molecular function (GO): 3-deoxy-manno-octulosonate cytidylyltransferase activity
Source: RefSeq, a predicted model, not a curated record